Liolophura sinensis is the source of this 2817-nucleotide messenger RNA. Its product is annotated as neuronal acetylcholine receptor subunit non-alpha-2-like. The transcript has 6 exons. The record is from RefSeq and is a predicted model, not a curated record. Gene Ontology annotation, biological process: monoatomic ion transmembrane transport. Gene Ontology annotation, molecular function: transmembrane signaling receptor activity; acetylcholine-gated monoatomic cation-selective channel activity. Lineage: Eukaryota; Metazoa; Mollusca; Polyplacophora; Chitonida; Chitonidae. Gene Ontology annotation, cellular component: postsynaptic membrane. The coding region runs from base 31 to 1662 and encodes 543 amino acids.
GUGCGACUAGCGGUCCUGAUAGCAGCAGGGAUGUCUUUGUGGGUCGUUCAGUCGCAUGAUCAUCUCCUAGCUGAUUAUGUUGACCAGGCUGACAGCCUGGAAAAGAAGCUGGUGAAGGAUUUGCUGGAAGCAUACACCUAUAUUACCCGGCCUGUUCAAAAUGCCAGCUCUGUUGUCACGGUCAGAUUCGGUGUCUGUCUUAACCAAAUACUGGACCUGGAUGAACGAAAUCAAAUCUUAUCCACGGCCCUCUGGAUUUAUGAGGAAUGGUUUGACGAGAGCCUACAGUGGGAGCCUGAGGAUUACGGAAACCUCUCCCGCGUGAUUGUUCCCCCUGACAGUAUAUGGGUGCCCGAUAUCUACAUAUUCAACACCGCGAGUGGACACGAAGAUGGAUUCGUCAACGUUACGCCGAGUAAAGUUAUAGCCGAGUACACAGGAAAACUGCGCUGGAAUGUUCCUCUCAUGGUGAAGAGUUCUUGCUCCGUUGACGUUCGUUAUUUUCCGUACGAUCAGCAGCGGUGUUCGGUCAGGUUUGGCUCUUGGAUAUAUGACGCCAAGCAGAUGGAUCUUAUAGCAGUGGCGGACAAGCCAGACAUGUCGAACUUUGUGACGAAUAGUGAGUUUGACCUUCUGGCCACGACCCUCCGCCGAACACUCUUGGACGGCUCCAAGUGCCCGGGGGACCGUCCCCAACCUCAGGUUAGCUUACACCUAGAGUUUAAAAGACGGUCUAAGUAUUACGACUACAUCGUGGUGACGCCAACCCUCCUACUGUGUCUGCUGACCCUGGUGUCUUAUUUACUACCUUCACACCGCGGAGAGAAGGUGUCUAUCGGGCUGACAGUCGUCCUCACCUUAUACUUCCUACAGCUGCUGAUUGCCGAAAACAUCCCCGUGUCUAAUACACCGCCACUUUUAGGCUUAUUGCUCUUCGCUGUGAUGUCGAUGAACGGCAUUUCCUUGAUAGUUGCCACGCUGGUGAUGAACCUGAAGAAACAAGGUGACGAAAGGUUCUGUACUAAGGUUCCUCGCUGGAUCCUCUGUAUAUGUAGGGCGGUCACGUGCCUCUGUAAGACCCCUCUGGCCAAUCCCAUUGGUUCCUUGAGGUUCAAAGGGCGCAGGCACCGAACUCCCGUCAGACGUCGCCCCGCGCCACGGAAUCAGCACACGGAAAACAACGAAGUCCACCACAAUCCAGACUCUCAUCCAGACAAUACGAUGUCCAGCGACAACGACACUUACGAGUAUGACAGGCAGUUUCAAAAAGAACGCGAACAUUUAUUGCAUGAAAAAAAUGCAACAUUUCAUCGACAGGUGUCGGGUCAGUUCGGCAUAUUCCGUACUGAAAACGGGGAAAUAAUCACCAGCUCAGAAGAUCAGCCCAACACAUGUACCCCUCCGUCAGCAGUGUUUAGGCGCCAAUGCUUGAUCAGGAAACCAACUCUGCGAUACCCAUAUCGCCGUCCCAAAGUUCGCCAGUGGAAAAAUACGGUAGCACCGGCUGUUAGAGAACAGUGGUAUUUUGUAGCGGAUGUGGUCGAUCGUUGUGCUUUUGUAAUAUCUCUCAUAGCUAUGGUCAUCAUGCUGACGACCAUGAUGUGCAUCAUGCCCAAACUGAGCGCAAGUUCCAAUAUGGAGGCGAUGGAUGGCGCGAUAUGAUCACACCUCACACUUGAAAAUAACCUGAAAUAUUGAAAUAUACUUGAAAUAUCUGCAGCGAGAACUUUAUGAUAGCAUGACAAAAAUUGUAGGUGCUUUCUUUUCAAAAAUAGUCAUCAACUAAUUUUAACCGUAACUUCCAUCGGCCUCUUGCACCAGUCGAUCAUAUGUUUCAUCAGUUGUCGCCAUGCUAGUUACAAUCAACUUAGACUACUACCACAUUGUACAAGAGGUUCGACCGCAUGAAGAGAAACAUAUCAUAUUCCUGUAGAAACUCGGAUUCUGCAAACCACAAGUCAUCAAGAGACCAUACUGUAAACAGUGAUCAUUUUACACACUGUGUUACCAGUGUGCGCAUGUGACGACAAAAGCCUCCCCGUCAGUAUAGAGAUCCGUGAAAGCUUGAACAUGAGAGAGUUCUUGUUGCUCUGUACGGGUUAUGUCCCUUAGACCCUGCGAGAAGCCAAACUUCACACACUACAAUAGUUAUACUGCGUAGAGAUAUCUUAAUCAGUGCGGAAAAUUGCGUCUCGUUCAGCCAAAACAUACAUGUUGGGCCAAACGUUCAACACGUAUUUUUACUACUAUUUAUUUUAUUUAUAUUCAAUUCAGUUCAAUUUUUUGGAGAAGGAAGUAUAAUUUUAUCUUGAGAAAACCCUGCAUAUAUAUAUAUAUACGAGGCUAUAUACGAGGGAUACCCAAACGUUAAACAGUACUAAAAUAUGCACGCUCAUUAAUCAAGCGAUACAGGUCUGCAAGCACGAUUCAUUUUACGACUUGAUCAAUGAGAGAAACUCUUUCGUGUAUUAAAAUUUUAAGUGUACAUGGUAUUUUUAUAUACUAAUAGCACUGAAAAAUGACGUUAAUAUUUAAGUCUUCAUCUUAUUCACUUCGGAAAGGCCAAUUCUUUGCCUAAUAAACGUAAUCGAUGUACAUACAAACAUGGUGGGACACUGUACAACUUUGUACACAGAAGCUUGCAGAAAAUAACCAUUGACUUCGUCUUCCAUAUAUAUAAAGUGUAUUACUACUGUAUAUACUAAAUGUUAGCGAUUUUAUAAUAUACAGUGUAUUCUCUUCAGUCAUGUUAGUUACUCGUUUAAAUGUCAUAAACAACACUGUCUAUAUCUUGUUUCUGUUGGUUUAUAUAUACUG